UGUCAUAUUUCUCCGAAAAGUCUGUGUGAGUGCAAUUGCAUCGAAAUUCUUGGGAGCCUUCCUUUCAAGCGUCUCCUUUACUUCUAUAAUUACUUGCGCUCUCAUACCCCUGCCAAAUCACCCAAACACUCAUGGCCAAGUUAUAUUUGUUUGCUGUUAUUCCUCUCUUUCUUCUCCGCGUCUGCUGCGGAUGUAUUGAGAAAGAAAAGGAAGCUCUUCUUCAACUCAAAGCCGGCCUAAAUUACUCUUUUCAGGACUCUACCAAUCUGCGUACGUGGGAGAAGGGAGGAGAUUGCUGCCUCUGGGAUGGCAUAACCUGCCAUAACACCACCCAUCAUGUUGUAGCUGUUCAGAUUUCUGGCUCAGUUGAAGGGGGCGUCAUAUCUGAGAGCUUGUGCACCCUCACUUUUGUUGAAACCAUAGACCUCUAUGACAAUGGAUUAACAGGUACUCUUCCUCACUGCUUAGGAAAUCUCUCUUCUCUCACACUACUAGAUCUUUCUUAUAAUCAACUCACAGGAAACAUUCCGUCCUCUCUCUCUCAUCUCUCUUCUCUAACUGAGCUCUAUCUUAAUUAUAAUCAACUCAUAGGAAACAUUCCGUCCUCUCUCUCUCAUCUCUCUUCUCUAACUGAGCUCGAUCUUUCUUAUAAUCAACUCACAGGAAACAUUCCGUCCUCUCUCUCUCAUCUCUCUUCUCUAACUGAGCUCGAUCUUUCUUAUAAUCAACUCACAGGAAACAUUCCGUCCUCUCUCUCUCAUCUCUCUUCUCUAACUGAGCUCGAUCUUUCUUAUAAUCAACUCACAGGAAACAUUCCCUCCUCUCUCUCUCAUCUCUCUUCUCUAACUGAGCUCGAUCUUUCUCAUACUCAACUCACAGGAAACAUUCCGUCCUCUCUCUCUCAUCUCUCUUCUCUAACUGAGCUCGAUCUUUCUCAUAAUCAACUCAUAGGAAACAUUCCCUCCUCUCUUGCUCAUCUCUCUUCUCUAACUAGAUUAGGACUUUUUUCAAAUCAAUUCACAGGAAACAUUCCCUCCUCUCUCUCUCAUCUCUCUUCUCUAACUGAGCUCGAUCUUUCUUAUAAUCAACUCACAGGAAACAUUCCCUUCUCUCUCUCUCAUCUCUCUUCUCUAACUGAGCUCGAUCUUUCUUAUAAUCAACUCACAGGAAACAUUCCCUCCUCUCUCUCUCAUCUCUCUUCUCUAACUGAGCUCGAUCUUUCUCAUAAUCAACUCACAGGAAACAUUCCGUCCUCUCUCUCUCAUCUCUCUUCUCUAACUGAGCUCGAUCUUUCUCAUAAUCAACUCAUAGGAAACAUUCCCUCCUCUCUUGCUCAUCUCUCUUCUCUAACUAGAUUAGGACUUUUUUCAAAUCAAUUCACAGGAAACAUUCCCUCCUCUCUCUCUCAUCUCUCUUCUCUAACUGAGCUCGAUCUUUCUUAUAAUCAACUCACAGGAAACAUUCCGUCCUCUCUCUCUCAUCUCUCUUCUCUAACUGAGCUCGAUCUUUCUUAUAAUCAACUCACAGGAAACAUUCCGUCCUCUCUCUCUCAUCUCUCUUCUCUAACUGAGCUCGAUCUUUAUUAUAAUCAACUCACAGGAAACAUUCCCUUCUCUCUCUCUCAUCUCUCUUCUCUAACUGAGCUCGAUCUUUCUUAUAAUCAACUCACAGGAAACAUUCCCUCCUCUCUCUCUCAUCUCUCUUCUCUAACUGAGCUCGAUCUUUCUCAUAAUCAACUCACAGGAAACAUUCCGUCCUCUCUCUCUCAUCUCUCUUCUCUAACUGAGCUCGAUCUUUCUCAUAAUCAACUCAUAGGAAACAUUCCCUCCUCUCUUGCUCAUCUCUCUUCUCUAACUAGAUUAGGACUUUUUUCAAAUCAAUUCACAGGAAACAUUCCCUCCUCUCUCUCUCAUCUCUCUUCUCUAACUGAGCUCGAUCUUUCUUAUAAUCAACUCACAGGAAACAUUCCAUCCUCUCUCUCUAAUCUUUCUUCACUGCGUCAUUUGGAUCUGUCUUACAACCAAUUAAAUGGAAGUCUACCCCCCUCAUUUUCAAAGCUUUCCUCCCUUACUGUCCUCCUUGCUGAGAGAAAUAGAUUCAACCAGAGUAUUGAUUCCUCUGCGUUACCCUCUUCACUUCUAAUUCUCCAUCUCACAUUAGAUGGCCAUCAGAUCAUUUCAGAGGCGUUCUUUCACAACCUUAGCAAAUUAGAGUAUCUGAGCCUGUCCAAUUGUGUAUUUAAUUCCAGCUCCACUUGGAUUCCCUCAUUGCAGUUGAGUAGGUUAUUUAUGACAUCAUGUAAGAUGAAUGGUCAAAUCCCGUCGUGGAUUUCGACUCAGUUCUCACUUGUAGAGUUGCAAUUAGCUGACUGCAAUCUUGUUGGAGAAAUUCCUCCUUGGCUACUGGAUAUGAGUCUUUACUCCAUCAAUCUCACUGCAAAUCGUCUGCAAGGUAAUUUGCUAAAUACUUCAGCACGGGUCUUGGAUGUGUCUAACAAUGCAUUAUCCGGACAUAUACCAUCAAUUUGGUCUUCCUAUAUACAAGUGUUGUUGCUCAACAAUAAUUCGCUGACAGGAAAUAUUCCUCCUAGACUACAAGAUUGUUUUUUCCUGCAAGUAUUGAAUCUAGCAAAUAAUCAUUUGAGUGGAAUCAUCCCUCCAAGCUUAGCUUAUUGUUCCCAACUUAAAGUCUUGAAUUUGGGGGAUAAUAAUCUGAGUGGAAUGAUACCGUCCGAGUUUGGUGAGCUAAGUCUGCUGCAGUCACUAUUGAUAAGGAAUAACAAGGUGAGUGGCCCAUUCCCUCCCUCCUUAUCGAACUGUUCAGAAUUAAUUAUUUUGGAUGUUGGGCAGAACUUAUUCAGAGGUCAGAUUCCAAAGUCAAUAGGCAAUUUUUCGAAGCUGCGAGUGCUUGCAAUGAGAAGGAAUAACUUUGAAGGUAGUAUUCCUGCAGAAAUUGCGCAGCUGAAACACCUUCAAAUCUUGGAUCUUUCUUCAAAUCACCUAUCAGGGCUUAUACCACGUGGCAUCCUCAGUUUACCAGCAAUGUUGGUAGAACCACACCAGGAAUUGAGCAUGAUUCCAAUAUACUUCAGACCCUUCCCGGUAGACUAUCAUCUAGUAUACUCGUAUGAAAAUGGAUUGCAUAUGAAUUCUAAAGGCAGAGAUGAGGACUACACAUACAUUUUCUCCAACAUGGUAUCCAUAGAUCUUUCUGACAAUCAAUUGAAUGGGAAUCUUCCUUCUGAUUUGGGAAAGUUGAAGGGGUUGAAGUUACUCAAUCUUUCUAUGAAUUUUCUUAAUAGUGCUAUUCCAAAUAGUAUUGUUCAAAUGACUUGGAUGGAAUCAUUAGACCUUUCUACAAAUCAUUUUUCUGGACAAAUUCCUCCAGACCUUGGUUUUUUGAGCUAUUUGGGAGUUCUCAAUUUUUCCAACAACAAUCUUUCAGGUAGUAUACCACAAGGAGGACACAUGGUAACAUUUACUGAAUCAUCUUAUUUAGGAAAUCCAAAUUUGUGGGGAUGUCCGCUUCCAAAAAAAUGCUCUUGGCCAGAAUUUGCUCCACCUCCUCCCAAUUUUACAUCUAUUAAUGAAGAAGAGCAAAGUGAGGAAAGUGUGUGGUAUGAGAUUGGAGUGGGACUUUCAUAUGGAACAGGUUUUGCAAUAGUGGUGGUGUUUAUUGUAGCAAAAAGGAAGUGGGGGCACAAAUACUUCCAAGGAGUUGAUUCGGUCUUGAAAAUUUGUUUUCCAUGGCUUAGGAAGUUGACAUUAUGAAUUCCAUGGCUUAGGAAGUUGACAUUAUGAAUGUUGUUUGUUUGUUUUGUUUUUUCUUUUCCUGUUGAAGUGAAUCAAUGUAAAUAUAUUACAAUUUC
Molecule: messenger RNA, 3868 nt
Organism: Cryptomeria japonica (Japanese cedar)
Lineage: Eukaryota; Viridiplantae; Streptophyta; Pinopsida; Cupressales; Cupressaceae
Product: receptor-like protein 19
Exons: 1
Coding region: 132-3770 (1212 amino acids)
Molecular function (GO): protein binding
Source: RefSeq, a predicted model, not a curated record